AUGUCCAGUUCGGUGGACGCAAUCCGAGGGGCCGGGGCCGGGGCCGAGUAUACAAACCCUCGGACUGAGCUCAACCGCAUCGUGGAGCGCGUGUACGCUCCCGACACAGAUGUUGAUUUGCAGGAAAUUCCCCUACAAGGCGACGACGACCUUGAUCUUGAGCAGGAAGAUCCGAUGGCUGCACAAUACGCAGACACCGUGAAGCACAUCGGUAUGAACGGCGGCGCUUUCUUGAAAAUGAUCAACUAA
Penicillium cinerascens is the source of this 249-nucleotide messenger RNA. RefSeq lists its product as uncharacterized. The record is from RefSeq and is a predicted model, not a curated record. The transcript has a single exon. The coding region runs from base 1 to 249 and encodes 82 amino acids. NCBI's taxonomy places the organism in Eukaryota, Fungi, Ascomycota, Eurotiomycetes, Eurotiales, Aspergillaceae.